Messenger RNA from Mesocestoides corti, 273 nucleotides. NCBI's taxonomy places the organism in Eukaryota, Metazoa, Platyhelminthes, Cestoda, Cyclophyllidea, Mesocestoididae. The record is from the annotation of a GenBank genome assembly.
AUGAUUAUCAUCAUUAUCACAACUAUCACCAUCACCAUUAUCGCCACCAGCAUCGUCGUCAUCCCUAUCAUUAUCGCCAUCAUCAUCACUAGCAUGAUCAUCAUUAUCAUCACCAUUGUUAACAGUAUCACGACCAUCAUCAUGCUUAUCACUAUUACCACUAUCAUCACCACGAGCACCAGUACCAUCACCAUCACCUCUAUCGUUCUCACCCCCAUCAUCAUUACCGCUACCACCAUCAUCACCAUCAUCAUGACGUCGUCAUCAGCAUAG